Messenger RNA from Callorhinus ursinus (northern fur seal), 753 nucleotides. NCBI's taxonomy places the organism in Eukaryota, Metazoa, Chordata, Mammalia, Carnivora, Otariidae. The record is from RefSeq and is a predicted model, not a curated record.
AUGCCAACGCGGCAUAUUCUGGGGGAGCGUGUCCUGAACCCCUCCAGCCUCACCGAUCAGUUAAAGGUCUUAGGAACAAACCUGGGAUUUCCGGGGGAAGAAGGAAUUCUGCCUCAAGGCUGUGGCAAAGGUUUAGACUCAGAGCUUUAUAAUGGUCAGUGUGCUUCUGGUUGGGCUUUUAGUGCAGCUGGUGCCUUCGAAGGACGGAUGUUCCGGAAAACUGGCAAACUCGUGUCUGAGCAGAACCUGCUGGACUGCUCUUUGUCUCAAGGCAACGAGGGCUGCCAUGGUGGCCUGAUGGAUUAUGCCUUCCAGCAUGUUCGGAACAACGGAGGCCUGGACUCAGAGGAAUCUGAUCCAUAUUGUGCACAGGACGGAUCCUGCGAAUACAUGCCCGACUCUUCUGCUGCCAACGUCACUGGCCUCGUGAACAUCCCUCAGCAGGUGGCGUCCCUUCUGGUGGCCGUGGCAGCUGUGGGGCCCGUCUCGGCUGCUAUCCGGGCAAGCCUGGAUCCCUUCCGGUUCUAUAAAGAAGGCAUUUAUCAUGAUCCAAACUGCAGCAGUGAAGACCUGGAUCACGGUAUUCUGGUGGGUGGCUAUGGCUCUCAAGGAGAAGAACCCGAGAACCAAAAAUACUGGAAUGUCAAGAACAGCUGGGGCACGGACCGGGGCACUCAAGGCUACAUGCUGUUGGCCAAGGACCGGGACAACCAGUGUGGAAUCGCCACCAUGGCCCGCUUUCCUGUCAUGUGA